AAUUACUCCCUGUCCGUUUACCUGGUGAAGCAGCUGACCUCGGUGACCUUGCUGCAGAAACUGAGAGCCAAGGGCAUCCGGAACCCCGACCACUCCCGAGCCCUGAGCAUGGGCUCACAAGUGUGCGGAAAGGUGAUAUGGCUCACCUCUUGCAAGGUGGCGAGCAUUCUUCAACCUCCCUCGAGAGACGCUGCCUUGCCGGUGGGGACCCUGCUGAAGGAAGAAGCUUCACGCCUCGGUUCCUCUCCGGUGCUGCUGUUCAUGGAGAUCCUCAACUCUGUUACGGACUGCGAUGAGAUCCAGUUCAUGGAAGACGGUUCCUGGUGCCCCAUGAAGCCCAAGAAGGAGAACCAGGAAGUUUGCCAGCCAUCCGCUUACAAUGGACUGGAAGCCUCCCUGUACACAGUAAGUUCAGAGGGAAAGCCACUGGCCGAAAACAAGAAGAAGGUGGAGGUGAUUGACUUGACCCUGGACAGCUCUUCGGACGACGAGGAACUCCUGGCCAAGAAAGUGUGUUCUGUCGCCAUUGCAGCCAUCCCGCCAGCAGCCGGACCAAAAUGGGUUUUGAACGCAGACCACCAGACCUCCUCGGUGCUGCGGAGCCCCUCAAUGGCUGCGAUGGGCAGUGAAUUCCUCUCCAGCCUCCCCCUGUCAGAGUACCACCCUUCUUACCCGGUCCCUUCAGACAUUCAAGGUCUGGAUUUGUUUUCCUUUCUUCAAAGUGAAAAUCAGCACUACGGGCCCUCCGUGAUCACCUCCUCGGACGAGCAGGAGUCCCUGAGCCAUUUUUUCCAGUAUCGGGGGCCCUCCCCGCAUUUCAUGAGCCCCCUGUCUCCGAUUGUGGUGGGAUCCCACAAUGGGGUCGGCUCCCCCACCGGCAGCCGCAUGAACAGCGUGGUCUCUUCGCCCACGGCCAGCUUGCGGGAGAGUCACGGGGCCAUGGGGAGCAGCCCGGCUCUGCCAGGGUGUCGGCCGGACAUCAUCUCUCUGGACUAA
Molecule: messenger RNA, 996 nt
Organism: Protobothrops mucrosquamatus (brown spotted pit viper)
Lineage: Eukaryota; Metazoa; Chordata; Lepidosauria; Squamata; Viperidae
Product: E3 SUMO-protein ligase PIAS3-like
Exons: 7
Biological process (GO): regulation of transcription by RNA polymerase II; protein sumoylation
Molecular function (GO): transcription coregulator activity; SUMO ligase activity
Source: RefSeq, a predicted model, not a curated record